AUGCAAUCCGAACUUGAUUCAUUGAAACAACGCAUCAUCGAGCUCCUGGCCGAGAAUGCUGAAAUUAAGGCUGAGAAUGCCGAGGUUAAAGCCAAAAAUGCUAAAUUAAGGCAGGCUAUGGAAGAGAAUGAAGCCAGAUUCAUAAAACUAGAGCAGAGCGAUAAAGAAAAGGCUGAGCUCAUUGCAGAACUAAAUUGUGAUGUCGGGAAAAUCAAACAGGAGCAAAUUGCUAUUAAUAUUUUGGUGCAAGACGGGACAUCCGUGGUGAAAUCUCCCACUCGUUCAGAAUUACAGGUGACUUCCCAAUCAUCCAUUUCGCCGCCUAUUGAGGGUAACUCUGAGAAUAGCUCUGAUGUAACUCAACCCACUCAUGCAGGGUCUAAAUUAUUGAAGGAUAGACAGACCGAUGAAUUCCUGAUUUCGGUAAGUAAGAAGGAGGUUAGUGAUAUGAUGAGACAACGCAAUAGAGAGAAAAAACUUUUGUGUGGAUCAACAUAUUCAAGCCAAGAUCAGGAUAAGCUCUCAAUUUUCCAGAAUAAUUUCUCUAUGCCCCUAGAAGAUUCUGCGAAAACUGAAACCAAUACAAGCAGUUCGCAAUCAUCAAUCAAAUUGAGUAUUUGUGGAGCAGGAGAAACUCAAGUACUACCCAAGGAUAUAUACAUGUUGCCAAAAAUAUAUUAA
Molecule: messenger RNA, 681 nt
Organism: Rhizophagus irregularis DAOM 181602=DAOM 197198
Lineage: Eukaryota; Fungi; Glomeromycota; Glomeromycetes; Glomerales; Glomeraceae
Source: RefSeq, a predicted model, not a curated record